ACAACAACAUUUACCUCCCUUAGACAAUUUAUCUUAUGAGCUAAAUGAGUUACCUCCCAGUUCAAAGAUACGCCAUUUGCGGUACUGAAAAAACUAACAAGAAGUUAUUCCCAGUGUAUGCAGUUAACGUUUAAAUAUCGACUUAUUUAGUAUACAACAUAGUAAAGUAGACCUGAGUAAUUCAAUAAUCAGAAGUCAGAAGCAAGGUCAGAAGAUACAGAACAGUGUGAUCCUAUAAAAUUUCAGUGUGAUCCUAUAAAAUGGCAGGACGAAAUGGUCGUAAGUCUAUACAGACUGGUUCAGACGCUGUCUUUGAUGUAAUGUGUACACCCUGUGGCGAGGAUGGGGCUCAAGAAGAAGCUGUCCAGUACUGUCCCAAUUGUCAGGAAUAUCUCUGUUCCUCUUGUACAAAAUGUCAUCAACGUAUGAAGGCUACCAGAGGCCACGUUCUAAUAGGAGCAAGGCAGGCAAAACAAAACCCUGUGGCAGCAGGUACAACAGUUGAGGAGAAAUGCUGGUAUCAUCCAGACAGAAAUAUAGAGAUGUUUUGUGGAACACACAACAUGGUCUAUUGUGCAAGGUGUAUUGCUACUGAACAUAGGUCUUGUAGUGGAGUAACAGAUAUAGAACAUGCAACUAAAGGUAGAUACAGCAUAGAUGAGCUUCAAGGUUUACAGUCUGAAAUAAAUGAGAUUUAUGAGCAACUUACUGAUGUAAGUAAGAAGAAGGGAAAGAUUCUUGCAGAAACUGAAGAGCAGAAAGCCAGCAUACUUGGUAGGAUUAAAGAUAUGAAAAAGAAAAUGAUAGACCACAUAGAAAAAUUGGAAAGAGUUGCAACUGAAGCCGUGAAAGAAAAGUACAGUGAGGUUAAGAAGGAGCUUGAUGAAGAUAUGUCUGAAGUAAACAAAAUGAUUGGAAAACUGGAAGAGAGAAAAAAGAAAAUGAAUACAGCAGUUCAUAUGGAUAAAGGUCGAAGGUUUGUUCAAGUUAAACUUGCACAGAAGGCUGCUGCUGAUGCUAAAACAUUAUGCAAAGAAAAUACUUCAAGGCAUAAUAAAGUUAUUGUGUUUGCCGAGGAUGAAGGAUUAAGUGAUGCACUAAUGAAAAAACAAGCAUUUGGUCAAAUAAACAUAGUUGAGCAGCAGAAAGAAUUGGAAAUCAAAACAGUUUCUAUGCAGUUACAUGAGGAACAGUUUAUUUGUUUGAUUGCUGAUUUAUGUCAAUUACAUGAUGGAACCAUCCUUGUCGUCGAUCAGAGGAACCAAAAACUGAAGAAACUAGAUAAAAACUACCAGGUAAGCGAUAUCUGUGAAUUUAAUAGUGAACCAACAGGCAUAUGUUGUACAGGAAAGGAAGAAGUGGCAGUGAAACUGAAGAGUGAUAGGAUAGUGUUUUUAACUAUCAGUGGUUUUGAUUACAAUGAGCAUGCAGAGAAGUGUAUAAUGAUAGAAGAUGGAGGUUCUUGGGGAAUGGCUUAUUUUGCUGGUGAUUUGUGGGUGUCGUUCAGAGGUGGUAUAAGAGUAUACUGUUUGUCUGGCCACCUUAAAGAUGUCAUUACUGAUGUCGUUGGGCCCUUUGGAGAAGUUAUUAACCUGUCACCUGUUCACCUUGCUGCAGGCCAGGAUUCAGUUUUUGUCGCAAAUGGUCGUGAUGGAGCUCUUUGUCUAGACGAGGAUGGUUGCCUGAAAUACGAAAUCCGAGAUGACAGGCUGAGAUUUACACGGGGAGUGUGUGUAACCAGUCAAGGUACUAUAUUCCUGUCUGGUUCACAGUCGAAUAAUGUUGUCAUGUUCAACAAAGAUGGUGAAGAUUGCCCUUUGGAGAUGGUUUCAGCAAACAGGAUGUGUCAGAAAGGUCCUGUAGCUCUGUUGUAUGACUACACAAAGAACUGUCUGUUGAUAACAAACAAUUUCUCAAGUUGUAUUACUGUUGUGGACUAAGAGAAUGAACUGAUGAACUGGUAGAGAAAGAUGGACUACCAGUAUUAAUAGAGAAUGAAGCUUUGGACUAGUUGAGAAUGAAAUUGUGGACUUACAGAGAAUAAAAUGUUUGACUGAUAGAGAUUGAAAUUGGGGACUUAUAUAGAAUAAAAUGGUGGAUUGAUAGAGAAUGAAAUGGUGAAUUAAUGUAGAAAUGAAACAAUGGAUUAAUAGGGAAUAAAUUAGUGGACUUACAGAGAAAUGAAUUGGUGGAUUAAAAGCGCAUGUUUACAUUCACUAUGUAUCUUUAUAGAAAGAAAAUAAUGUUUAUUUCCCAUGAUCUGAUAUCAUUCAAAAAAAAAAAUAAACAAAAUAGUAUUAUUGAAAAUAAAUUAUCAGCAGUCAAAAUUUCAGAAAGAACGUUCCAUGACAGCGAAUAACAUCCUUUUUCACAGUAAAGUUCAAAACUUGAAUUAACAAAACUAUGCAAUUUUUCUUUGUAUUCAAGGAUUUUAUGGAUUAAAAUAAGGAACUGUA
Mercenaria mercenaria is the source of this 2456-nucleotide messenger RNA. RefSeq lists its product as uncharacterized. The record is from RefSeq and is a predicted model, not a curated record. Gene Ontology annotation, molecular function: zinc ion binding; ubiquitin-protein transferase activity. Gene Ontology annotation, cellular component: chromatin; nucleoplasm. Bases 261 to 1940 code for a protein of 559 amino acids. The transcript is spliced from 4 exons. NCBI's taxonomy places the organism in Eukaryota, Metazoa, Mollusca, Bivalvia, Venerida, Veneridae. Gene Ontology annotation, biological process: positive regulation of DNA-templated transcription.